This is a messenger RNA of Macrosteles quadrilineatus (aster leafhopper), 759 nucleotides long. Its product is annotated as small proline-rich protein 3-like. The transcript has 2 exons. The record is from RefSeq and is a predicted model, not a curated record. Lineage: Eukaryota; Metazoa; Arthropoda; Insecta; Hemiptera; Cicadellidae. The coding region runs from base 1 to 759 and encodes 252 amino acids.
AUGGGGACACCACCUAGAAACUACUACCUGGUAAUACCUGGAAAUGACUAUCUGGUAAUACCUGAAAAUGACUAUCUGGUAAUACCUGGAAAUGACUACCUGGUAAUACCUGGAAAUGACUAUCUGGUAAUACCUGGAAAUGACUACGUGGUAAUACCUGGAAAUGACUACGUGGUAAUACCUGGAAAUGACUACCUGGUAAUACCUGGAAAUGACUAUAUGGUAAUACCUGGAAAUGACUACCUUGUAAUACCUGCAAAUGACUACGUGGUAAUACCUGGAAAUGACUACCUGGUAAUACCUGGAAAUGACUACCUGGUAAUACCUGGAAAUGACUACCUGGUAAUACCUGGAAAUGACUACGUGGUAAUUCCUGGAAAUGACUACCUGGUAAUACCUGGAAAUGACUACGUGGUAAUACCUGGAAAUGACUACCUGGUAAUACCUGGAAAUAACUACGUGGUAAUACCUGGAAAUGACUACCUGGUAAUACCUGGAAAAGACUACCUGGUAAUACCUGGAAAUGACUACGUGGUAAUACCUGGAAAUGACUACCUGGUAAUACCUGGAAAUGACUACGUGGUAAUACCUGGAAAUGACUACCUGGUAAUACCUGGAAAUGACUACGUGGUAAUACCUGGAAAUGACUACCUGGUAAUACCUGGAAAUGACUACGUGGUAAUACCUGGAAAUGAGUACGUGGUAAUACCUGGAAAUGACUACGUGGUAAUGCCUGAUGUAUUAAAUAUAAUACAUUAA